UUCCAUGCCCUGGUGUAACCAACGGGUGACCAGAAUCAAAUUACUUUUCUUUACUGAUAUUUCUUCCCCGAUUCUGCCUUUCAGUUCUGAAGCUGCUACCGCUAGGGUUCGCACUUUUAAGUCUUCAGGAGUCCUCUUCGUCCAUUACCAUAUAGUGGAAUUGGAAGAUGAAGCUCAAGCAGUUAGAGGGUUAUCUCGGAAAUCUUGAACAGUUCCCUAAUCCAAAGAUAGAGCUGGAACAAUACCCGACAGGACCUCACAUUGCAUCUCGUAUGGUGUUCACGGCUGAGAAUUCAUUUGGAGAUAUAGGUGGGAAGGUUGUCGCCGACUAUGGUUGUGGUUGUGGUACAUUAAGUGUUGCAGCUGCUCUUUUAAGUGCAGAGUAUGUCAUGGGAAUUGACAUUGACCCACAAUCUCUUGAAAUUGCCUCCCUCAAUGCAGAGGAUCUUGAGUUGGACAUAAAUCUUAUCCAGUCUGACAUCAGGAAUUCAGCAUGGAGAGGGAGUGUAGUUGACACCAUCAUAAUGAAUCCUCCAUUUGGAACUCGGAAAAAGGGGGCUGAUAUGGAUUUUCUGUUCAUGGCUUUGAAGGUUGCCUCUCAAGCAGUCUAUUCUUUGCACAAGACCACAACAAGAGAGCAUGUGAAAAGGACAGCCUUGCGGGAUUUCAAUACUAAAAGUGCUGAGGUUUUAUGCGAGCUUCGGUUUGAUGUGCCGCAACUGUACAAAUUUCAUAAAAAGAAGGAGGUUGAUAUUGCUGUGGACCUCUGGCGGUUUGUUCCAUAGAUGAAAUGAGAAAGACCUCCCAAUUCUCUAUUGUGCUGGCAGCUUUGAUGAACUUACUAAGGAGGUUGGAUGGGCUUCUUGUAUUUAUCUAUCAAAACAAGUCCUUGCAGCAUUUGGUUCUGCUUUGGCUGGUAGUGAGAUCGGGAUUGAAGCCAGGGGGCUCCUUCAAGGAAUGGAAGCAUGUAGGAGGUGGGAAUUCUGUUCUGUAGAGGCUUGCACAGGAUCCAAGAACUUGGUGUCUUUAAUUCUUAAAAAAAGAAUGGAAGAUACGUUUUUAACAUUUCUUUUGGUUGUAAUGACGCUUCAAGCUUUAAUCUGUGAAGUUGUGACAUUGAUGUGGUGGGAACCAUGGGCUUUCUAGCUAAGCAAGCAAGGAUAGAGAAGUGGAAUUUUUUUUUCU
Macadamia integrifolia is the source of this 1185-nucleotide messenger RNA. RefSeq names its product rRNA N6-adenosine-methyltransferase METTL5. Bases 168 to 785 code for a protein of 205 amino acids. The transcript has 10 exons. Gene Ontology annotation, molecular function: nucleic acid binding; rRNA (adenine-N6-)-methyltransferase activity. NCBI's taxonomy places the organism in Eukaryota, Viridiplantae, Streptophyta, Magnoliopsida, Proteales, Proteaceae. The record is from RefSeq and is a predicted model, not a curated record. Gene Ontology annotation, biological process: rRNA methylation.